GGCGGCGCAGGCUCGGGCGGGUCCCCGGUGCGCGCAGCGGGCUCGGCUCCCUCAGAGCCGCUCCCGGCGCCGACAUGAUCCUGCUCGAGGUCAACAACCGCAUCAUCGAGGAGACCCUCACGCUCAAGUUCGAGGGCGCGGCCGCCGGAAAUAAACCAGAGGCAGUAGAAGUAACAUUUGCAGACUUUGAUGGAGUCCUUUACCAUAUUUCAAACCCCAAUGGAGACAAGACAAAAGUGAUGGUCAGUAUUUCUCUGAAAUUCUACAAGGAACUCCAGGAACACGGUGCUGAUGAGGUAUUGAAGAAAGUCUAUGGAAGCUACUUGGUAAAUCCUGAAUCAGGUUACAAUGUCUCUUUGCUCUACGACCUGGAGAACCUCCCUGCAGACAAGGAUGCCAUUGUGCACCAAGCUGGCAUGUUGAAGCGCAACUGCUUUGCUUCAGUCUUUGAGAAGUAUUUCAAAUUCCAGGAGGAGGGCAAAGAAGGAGAAAAAAGAGCAGUCAUCCACUACAGGGAUGAUGAGACAAUGUAUGUUGAGGCAAAGAAGGACCGUGUCACAGUUGUGUUCAGCACAGUAUUUAAGGACGACGAUGACGUGGUGAUCGGAAAGGUGUUUAUGCAGGAGUUCAAGGAGGGUCGCCGGGCCAGUCACACAGCCCCACAGGUACUGUUCAGCCACAGGGAGCCACCCUUGGAGCUGAAAGACACGGACGCAGCCGUUGGCGACAAUAUUGGCUACAUCACUUUCGUGUUGUUCCCCCGUCACACCAAUGCUGCAGCCAGAGACAACACCAUAAACCUGAUCCACACAUUCCGGGACUACCUGCACUACCACAUCAAGUGCUCAAAGGCCUAUAUUCAUACACGUAUGAGGGCGAAAACGUCAGAUUUCCUCAAGGUGCUCAACCGUGCCCGUCCAGACGCAGAGAAGAAAGAAAUGAAAACAAUCACGGGGAAGACGUUCACAACCCGUUAAUGCUGAGUCACCGAGGCUGCCGUGGAGGACGAAGGUUGGGGCACUUGCUACCUGAUAAUCGUAGCUUUUAAUGUUGCACCUCUGUGGGCUCAUAAGGAAUUCAAGCAAUCGGGGUCUGUUUGUACGACAGUUGGGGGAGUAAUCUGCAGAAACGAGCUGUGCUUGCGAGGACUCGAUCGUU
This is a messenger RNA of Ficedula albicollis (Collared flycatcher), 1158 nucleotides long. It is a transcript of the gene ARPC2, whose product is annotated as actin related protein 2/3 complex subunit 2. Gene Ontology annotation, biological process: actin filament polymerization; Arp2/3 complex-mediated actin nucleation. The record is from RefSeq and is a predicted model, not a curated record. The coding region runs from base 75 to 977 and encodes 300 amino acids. Gene Ontology annotation, molecular function: structural constituent of cytoskeleton; actin filament binding. The transcript is spliced from 10 exons. Lineage: Eukaryota; Metazoa; Chordata; Aves; Passeriformes; Muscicapidae. Gene Ontology annotation, cellular component: Arp2/3 protein complex; actin cytoskeleton.